Messenger RNA from Cinclus cinclus, 1667 nucleotides. It is a transcript of the gene TFAM, whose product is annotated as transcription factor A, mitochondrial. The coding region runs from base 1 to 864 and encodes 287 amino acids. Lineage: Eukaryota; Metazoa; Chordata; Aves; Passeriformes; Cinclidae. The transcript has 6 exons. The record is from RefSeq and is a predicted model, not a curated record.
AUGGCGGUAGCUGCGGCCUUGCUUGGCCGGGCCGCGGGCCUGGGCCUGGUCACGGCCACGGGCGGGCGGCGGUUCCUCCGGUGCGGGACGGGAGCGGGGCUGCGCGAGCGGAGGACGGGGACUCUCCUCGACGGCACCGCUGCGUACAGGGUCGGUGGCGCGGCGGAGCAGUGCCUGUCUCGGGGGAUCAGCUCGGAUCAGCGCCCGAAGCGGCCCCUCACCGCUUAUUUUCGUUUUUUGAUGGCCAACCGUCCGGCUUUUAAGGAAAAAAACCCAGGAGCGAGCAACCUGGAACUGAUUAAAAAAUUAGCAGGUGCAUGGAAGGACUUACCAGCAUCACAGAAGCAGGUUUAUGAGGAAGCAAGAAAGACAGACUGGAAAAGAUACGGAGAGCAACUGGCUGCUUAUAAAGCCCAACUGACUCCAGCCCAGGCUGCAGCUUUGAAAGAGGAAAGGAGAAAACAGCUGGCAAAGAGAAGAUCAAUCAGGGCAAAAAGAGAAUUGAAUCUGCUUGGAAAACCUAAAAGAGCUCGUAGCGGCUUUAACAUUUUCCUGUCAGAAAAUUUUCAAGAAAGUGAGGGAAUUUCAGCUGUGGCAAAGCUGAAGAAACUAUUUGAUACGUGGCAAAAAAUGUCUACUUCCCAAAAGCAGCCAUACUUGCAGCUUGCUGAGGAUGAUAAGGUUCGGUAUGAGAAUGAAAUGAAAUCAUGGGAAGCAAAAAUGGUUGAACUGGGACGUGAAGACCUGGUGCGUUCUAAAAAGCAGAGGCUAAAAAAGAAACCUGCUGAAACUGCAAAGCAAGCUGAAACAGCCAAAGCUUCCUCAGCUGGAAACAAGGCAAAAUUAAAAAAACACGAAGAAUAAAAAAAAUCCCCUUUGGUUGUCUUAUUUCUGUCCUGCUGUGUUAAUGCGGCAGUCAGCAUUAGCACUGAAAUUUGGAAAAACCAUGAAGGGCCCUUUGGAAAGGUGAUCAGGUAAGAGAGGGUUCCUGUCUCUCAGAACUGACUGAAAUAAUCACUGCAGGUACAGCCUGAACUGUAGAACAGCAGUCAAUUAAUCAAGCUGUGAAUACUGAUACCUACUGACAGCAGCAGAGCUCUCCAGUAACAGCAGAUAAUAUCCAGCUUUUACAAGGUAUUUUUAUUGAAAAAAUAAAAAGUAUUCUUUCUUUAUGAAAGAAAGAAUAUUCUGCAAUGUUACCAUCUAAAUUCUGUAAAUAAAAGCUGAAAUCCGAGUUAACACUACUGUGUUUUAUUCCCUCCAUGUUAUUGCAAGUGUGAUGUUCUACAUUUUAACAACAGGCACAAGAAACAUAAAAUGUUACCUUUUCUUUUAUUCAUCCGUCUCUUUGUACCUGUUAAAGUGUAUAUACCACUUACGUUGCAUUUAAAGGCCAUAUGGGUUUUGUAUGAAUGUACCUUUAUUUGACCUUUAUUUUGUGGUUCUGUUUGGAUACAUACAAACCUUUUUGUCUUGCUGUUGUCACAUGUGAGAUGACCUAGAAGGAAAAGAAAAAAAUGUGAACGGUUUGGACUUUGAGUUUUGGUGUAAUAAAUACAGGUAUUUUAAAGAGGUGGUUGGUUUCUUUCCUGGGGUUGCUCCGUCUUAGUUAAGUCUCAUAGGUAUUUUGAGGAACCUGUUUUUAGAAUGCACACCAAACUGGCAGC